Molecule: messenger RNA, 4169 nt
Organism: Thalassophryne amazonica
Lineage: Eukaryota; Metazoa; Chordata; Actinopteri; Batrachoidiformes; Batrachoididae
Exons: 13
Coding region: 260-3127 (955 amino acids)
Biological process (GO): chloride transmembrane transport; potassium ion homeostasis; cell volume homeostasis
Cellular component (GO): membrane
Molecular function (GO): potassium:chloride symporter activity
Source: RefSeq, a predicted model, not a curated record
CGGUAAGAGAGAGAUGGGUCUGCUUCAAAAGUUUUACGCCUACGUAUAGCAGAAAUAUUCAGUUUAAUAUAUAGUGUUUUUUAAAAGGCUUUUAGCUUUUGUGAUAGUAAUGCUGAGUGUUUUCAAUCACUUUACAGUCGGGAUUUUCCGGUUUUACAAGAAAGUUUAAAACAUCAGCGUGUCGACUUUUUGCCAAAACAGCUUCAAGCGGAUUUAUAUUCAGAUUUGUCGCUGUGAGGUGUUUGUGAAAGUCUCCACGAUGACAGAGCGGACUCCUCUCCUCCACUACCGCCUCGCCUCCAGCGUCAAUGAAGCCGAGCUGCGGUCGCCUCUGGCCGGUCAGGCCCCUGCACAGCUGCCGCGGAGCCCCCGGCGGAGGUCUCCCCUCCAGCGACAGCCCAAGAAACUGUCCACCUUCUUCGGUGUGGUGAUCCCCACCCUGCUGUCCAUGUUCAGCGUGGUGGUGUUUCUCCGACUCGGAUUCGUGGUGGGUCAGUCUGGACUGUACCAAGCUAUUGCAAUGUUCCUGGUUGCCUACUUCAUCAUCAGUAUGACUGUACUGUCAGUGUGCGCCAUCUCUACCAAUGGAGCCCUGGAUGCUGGAGGAGCCUAUUACAUGAUCAGCCGAGCGUUGGGUCCAGAGUUUGGCGGCAGUAUUGGCAUCAUGUUCUUUUUGGCAAAUGUGUGUGGCAGUGCCCUCUAUGUGCUGGGUCUAGUGGAAGCCAUUGUGGCAACUUUUGGACUUCCAGAAGUAGAUGGGGCACUAGCAGCUUCUUCCUACCAGGUUUUACCAUCCGGCUACUGGUGGUCUUUGCUUUACGCCACAGGCGUGGCUCUGCUCUGUCUGCUGGUAUGUUUGGUGGGAGCCCACAUCUACGCCAAGGCCACCUUCCUCAUUUUCCUAGUGGUCAUGUUCGUCCUGUGCACCAUCUUCAUCAGCUUCUUCACUGUGCACGCACGCAACAUUGUCCUGCCUGGUUCCUCCACAGCCAAUGGAACUGGAGCUGUGUCCCCCACCACAGCAAACUUUACUGGCUUCAAGUUGGACACGCUGAAGGGGAAUCUGUGGGCUGACUACACAGUGGACUACACAACAGGAACUAUGAUGACAUUUGCCACUGUUUUUGCAGUUAUGUUUAAUGGCUGCACUGGCAUCAUGGCUGGCUCCAACAUGUCAGGAGAUCUAAAGAAUCCCAGCUACUCCAUCCCUCGUGGCACCAUCACAGCAGUCAUCUUCACCUUCAUCAUCUACAACUUGCUGAGUGUGCUGGUGGCCUGCACCUGUGAUCGUGUCUUACUUCAGCGGGACUACAGUUUCCUAAGAGACAUCAACAUCUGGAAGCCAUUUGUCACCAUUGGAGUUUAUUCCUCCACUCUCUCCGCUGCCAUGAGCAAUCUAAUCGGUGCUUCACGUAUCCUCUAUGCCUUGGCCAAGGAUGACUUGUUUGGUAAAGUGUUGUCUCCGGCUAAAAAGACGUCUCGUUCCGGAAACCCCUGGGUCUCAGUGCUUAUCUCAUGGUUCGUAGUGCAGCUGGUGCUGUUUUCAGGGAAGCUCAACACCAUAGCCAGUAUUGUGACCAUUUUCUUCCUGCUGGUCUAUGCGGCUGUGGACUUGGCUUGCCUCGCUCUGGAAUGGGCCUCUGCACCUAAUUUCAGGCCCACCUUUCGUUACUUCACCUGGCACACUUGCGUAUUGGGCAUCGUGGGUUGCGCAAUCAUGAUGUUUUUGAUCAACGCCAUCUAUGCUUCGGCAAGCAUCGCCUUCAUGCUGGUGUGGCUCCUGCUGAUUCACUACCUGAGUCCCACCUCCAGCUGGGGAUACAUCAGCCAGGCACUGAUCUUCCACCAGGUGCGCAAGUAUCUGCUGAUGUUGGACGUUAGAAAGGAUCAUGUCAAGUUCUGGAGGCCGCAGAUCCUACUGAUGGUUUCUAACCCUCGCAGCAGUGUUGGCCUCAUCACCUUCAUCAACGACAUCAAGAAGAGCGGCCUCUAUGUGCUGGGCCAUGUCCAGCUGGGAGAUCUCGACACUUUACCCUCUGACCCGCUACAGUCCCAGUAUGACUCUUGGUUGUCAUUGGUGGACCAUCUGAACAUCAAAGCCUUCGUCAACCUGACGCUCGCCGAUUCUGUGCGCCAUGGUGUCCAACAUCUCCUCUUCAUCUCUGGACUAGGCGGGAUGCGUCCCAACACACUCGUCCUGGGAUUCUACGAUGACAGUCUUCCGAAGGACAAGUUGAUCGAGCCGUCCUCCAUUACUAGUCAGACCACAGAUCCUUCGGACAGCAAUGAUGUGUUUGACCAGCAGUCCCCCCUCUUCCACUUUGCCUCCUUGCGUGGAUCCAGCGACAGGGAGGAUUUUGGUGAACAUGGGGACGGGAAGGUUCUGGGACCCCAGGAAUAUGUAGCGAUUAUUGCAGAUGCCGUGAAGAUGCUUAAAAAUGUGGUGCUGGCCCGAAACUUCAACCAUUUUGAUCGUGCUCAGGUCCUCUCAACAUCUUCAUCCUUUCCGGGGAUGGGCACCGUGUAUGUUGACGUGUGGCCGGUCAACCUCCUGCGUCCUGACAGCUGCAGCUAUGUGGACACCUGCUCCCUGUUCCUCUUACAACUAGCCUGUAUCCUAAACAUGGUGCGAGCCUGGCGCAAAACGACACUGCGUCUCUUCCUGUGUGUGGAGGAGGGCCGGAGCCUGAAGGGCCCCGAGGAGAAGCUGGGCCAACUGUUGAAGGAGUUGCGAAUUAAAGCUCAUGUCUACCCUGUGCCAUGGGACCAACAGGUGGCACUACACUGGCAGCGCCAAGGGGAGUGGCGAAAAAAGAAGCCGCCACAUUUUGCCGGUGAAAAAACCCCGGAGGAGGAGGAGGAGGAGGUGGAGAAUGAAGAUGAUUACGUCAACAGCUUCCCGAGUAACUCAGCGCGACUUUCUGACGACUACAUGUCAGCUGUCAAUAAAUUGAUCCUGGACCAGGAGCGGCCCCCUCCUGCUGUACGUUUCCUGUAUCUGCCACGCCCUCCAGCCGAUACCCGUCGCUACACCGUGUACUUACACCAGUUGGAUCUGCUGACCCAGAACCUGGGUCCAACGCUUCUCAUCCACGGUGUCACGCCUGUCAUCACCACUGACCUUUGACCUGUCGCCUUGCUAACAAUACCUUGCACAUUCCAAGAAGAUGUGCCAAUUACAUGCACAGACUGUGAGCUUCCCAGUGUCCCAGCGGGCUGCCAAUGGUAGGACAGCAUCAUUUCAGACCUCAGCAGUGUCCUGGUGCAAAUUGCUGCCAAGGGCAUUCUGGGUGGAAAAAUAAAUCACUGAAAGUUGACGUAGAUUGCCACAAUACAACUGACUGUGUCUAAUAAUUUGGACUUCUAAAAAGGAUAUUUCUGUUCCUAGUCUAUUUAUAAAAUAAGAAUAAUGAAGUUGGGAUUUUACAAAAUUAUUUCUUAGUCCAGAUUUUCCAUUAUUGCUAUCUACCUUCUGUGUUUCCUGCUUGUAAUUCCAAUAUUUUCCAAUAAGCAGAUGAAAUCAGGAUGAACAUCAGUGGUCAAUCCAAAAUUGAAUGUCGCCUGUUGUGCCACAAUAAAUAUUAGGUAAAUGUGCCAAGCAAGCUCCUGUCUGGAGUUGAUUGGCCGGUUUAAUGCGUUAUCACAGUUUGUUUUUUUUAUGCCAAACAAUUUGCUGUGCCAACAGGUCGUCUGAUCUUCCAUUCCGAUCUUCUUUGUAAGCUUUUCCACAGUACAGUGGUGAGGCCUUUGAUUCCUGAUCCAGCUUCUGAUGAACUUCAUUCAUUUGUUUAACGUUCCAUUUGUGUGUGUGUUCUAUUACUCAGAUUACUUAAACGAUCAUUCCAUAUGCUCUGUGAUCAGAAGUGCCUUGUUUAGCUCACAUUUGGAGUCUCUGCUGUAGACAGAAACUUGGACUGGGUUACAGUAAUUUACAGGAAGUCUGGUUUUUCACUUCAGGCGGAGUACGAAUUAUGAAGAAAGGAAAUGACUGAAUGUUAAUCGCAAUGGUGCUACGGACUCAAACAUUGAAAUCUGAGAUCAGUUUAUGUUUUCUGCAAAGGACUUUUGUCAUUUCUCUGCCAAAACGUACAUUGUGGAGCUCUCCAAAAUGAAUUGUUUACAGAGUAAUUAAUUACUGUAAUCAUCUGAAACUGAGAGUUCAUUCCUUU